This is a messenger RNA of Triticum dicoccoides, 2874 nucleotides long. Its product is annotated as disease resistance protein PIK6-NP-like. Gene Ontology annotation, molecular function: ADP binding. NCBI's taxonomy places the organism in Eukaryota, Viridiplantae, Streptophyta, Magnoliopsida, Poales, Poaceae. The transcript is spliced from 4 exons. The record is from RefSeq and is a predicted model, not a curated record. Bases 1 to 2874 code for a protein of 957 amino acids.
AUGGAACUUGCGACGGCGGCCAUGCACUCUCUCCUCCCUAAGCUGGUCGAGCUCCUCCAAGGAGAAUACAAGCUGCAAAAGGAUUUGAGGAAAGAUGUAGAAUUUCUCGAGAGGGAGAUGAGGAGCAUAGACGUUGCCCUCCGCAAAGUGGCCAUGGUGCCGCCUGACAAGCUCGAUGAGAACUCCAAGAUCUGGGCCAAUGAUGUCAAGAAGCUAUCAUACGAGAUGGAGGAUGCCAUUGAACGCUUCCUCGUGGUUGGCUUUGUGCCUGCCACUAACCCAGGCAGCUUCAAAGGGUUCGUGAAGAAGGUAUCCAACGUGUUCACAGAAGUCAAGACCCGCCACCAGAUCGCCUAUGCAAUCAAAGGCAUCAAGGAUCAGGUCCAGCAGGUGGCAGAUCGACGUGACAGGUACAAGAUUGAUGAUGUUGAGGCAAGUCAGGCUACUACAACCAUCAUUGACCCUGUUGACCCUCGCAUGAUGGUUCAAUUCAAAGAUCAGAGAGAACUUGUUGGUAUCAAGAAGCCAAGGGACGAGCUAAUCAAGAGGCUGGUAGAUGAUGAUUGUGUGUCCAAGCAGAAGCUCAAGGUACUCUCGAUCUUCGGAUUUGGAGGACUUGGCAAGACAACUCUUGCCAGAGCAGUUUAUGAUAAGUUGCAAACGAAAUUUGAAUGCAAGGCUUUUUAUUCGGUGGGUCAGAAUCCUAACCUGAAGAAUGUUCUCAUAGGAAUUCUCCUCCGACUUGAGAAAGACUCUUGUUCCAAUGAAACGAUGUUAGAUGAGGGGCUGCUCAUUGAGAAACUCCGAGAGCUUCUUGCAAAUAAGAGGUACCUCAUCAUUGUUGAUGAUAUAUGGGAUAUGAGUUCAUGGGACAUACUCAAAUGUGCUUUUAUUGAUAGUGAAUGUGGAAGCAGAGUCAUCACAACUACUCGUAUUUUUGAAGUGGCGAAAGUGGCAAGUGAUAUUUACAGGCAAGAACCCCUUUCUCCUGGUAGAUCUAAGGAAUUCGUAUACCCUGAAGAUUAUGAGAUCAAAAAGCAAACUUUAAUAUGGAAGUGGCUAGCUGAAGGAUAUGUCCAUGAGGAGCCAGGAAAAGAUCUAUUUGAGAUCGGAGAGAAAUACUUCAACGUGCUGAUAGAUAGAAGCAUGAUUCAGGCAGUGGAGAAGCCAUAUCACAGUGUCAUAUAUGCUUGUCGUGUGCAUGAUUUGGUGCUCGAUAUGAUUCAUUUCCUAUUAAAGGAAGAAACUCUUGGUGUUGUAUUGAACAGUAACAGGACACUCACGUCUCCACAUAGCCUUGCUUGUAGGUCAGCCAUGAAAAAUGAAGUCAUAGAGCAGGAUGGUUGUAUGGCUAACAAAAGCAUGCAGCAAGUGAGGUCAUAUAAUGCCACCAUGUGUCAUUUUAGUAUGCUGCCAUUACUUACAAACUUUAAAGCUCUGCGUGUAUUGGCUUUAGAAGAAUGCACUUUUUUGACAAGAGGCAUGUUUUCAAUGAAGCCGGAAGUUUCUUAUCCUUAUCAUCUUAAGCAUCUUGGGAAGCUGAUUCACUUGAGGUACCUUGGAAUCUCAUGCAAGUUUGGGUUGCGUGGCAGGCCUAUCGUUGUGAUGCCUGAAGAAAUAGGCGAUCUAAGGUUUUUACAGGUACUGGACUUGAGCGGAGCUGACAUAAUAAAAUUACCUCGAAGUGUUGGUCAGCUAACACAAUUAAAGUGCAUGCGCUUUGGCAGUUUAAGCGUGGGGUUGUCGAACUGGACGAACAUAACAUCCCGUGAAGAGAUGCUGUCGAGUGGUAUCUCUUUUGACUUUCUGAAAGAUCUGGGCAAGCUGAUGGAGCUGAGAGAGUUCAAGAUAGGUUAUCAAGAGCUUGGUAUUGGUAAUGUGCGGCUCGAAGAUUUGAUGGAAACCAUUGGCAAUCUGCACAAACUUCAAGUCAUAGAAAUUGAUCUUAUUAGUUAUGGGCCAUGGUCUGGUUACAAUGGCUCUGUGGUUCUUGGGCAUCUCCGUCAUCUGAGACUGAAUGGUCAGCUUCCUGGUCUGCCCAUGUGGAUCAACUCCUCGUGCCUCCCGAACUUAUGUCACUUGUAUAUGCGUCUUAAAGCUACGAAAGCGUGGGAUAUGGAGAUCCUUGGGAGGUUCUCAGAGCUCAUUACUCUGCAAAUUCGUUCCAGAGAUUACAUUGUUUUUCCUGAUGCCAUGGAAGAGGGUGCAUUCCCCAAGUUGAGAUACUUGGAGCUGUCAAAUGUUGUACGGCCGGAAUUUGUAUGGGGAGCAAUGCCCAGCCUAGAGUCUCUUAUGUUAUACGCCCUGGUACUGUCCAGUGGCGUGGACUUCAACAGCUUGGAGAACCUCCCUCGUCUUGAGAAAGUUGACGUUCACAUACAUGGUACCGCUGCCAUGCGAAUUGACAUGUUGCAGGCAAUUGCGUCAUUGAAGCACACAAUUGAGAUCCAUCCCAACCGUCCUACACUCAAGUCUUCCCCCUCCCUCGCCACGGGCCACAUCUCCCGAUCUGGGUCAUCCCCAGCCUGCCUGCAGCUCGGAGGCGCGCCGCCCCCCAUCCAGGCUGCUGCCGGUGGGGGACUCUCGGACGGUUCCGCAUCGCCUCUGAUGGGCUCAUCUCACUCCUCCCCCUCGUCUGGGCGCUCCAUUGCGGCGGAAUCCCGGCACCCUGACUCCGUCAAGGUCUUCAUGCCGGAGGGAGACUAUGAGGCGGCCCGGUGCCUUGCCAUGGUCACCAUCGAGCCCUCCAACGCCUUCCACAACGACACCACUGCCGUCCAGGCAGCCGUCAUCAACUCCAUCGGGCACCUGCAGCCCAAAAACCGUCCCUUCUUUCAUCGGGGCCAUGUACCUUCGCUUCGCGUCUGCGGCUGA